AUUUCACACUUUUGAUUCACAUUCACUCAAAGCAAAAGCUCAUCAUUUUUCUUGUACUUCCAAAUUUCUAAAGUCCAAAAAACAACACUUAAAACUACGUACCCUUCCUUUUCUUAAAAAGUUUUAGUUUAGUUUAGCUUAUUCAACUGAAACUUCACUCAAAUACUCAAAGUCAAACGUUGCUCAAGUGCUUUAAUUUACGGUUUCAUUAUUUUUUUUUCAAAAUGGAUUUUUUUGCUCAAGAUUACGAGAUGGUGGAUUCUGGGUCGGUUUCGUCGCCGCUGUCUGAUGGUGGAAGUGGAACUGGACGUCCGGCGAAUUUUUCCGAUGAAGAUGUGAUGCUAGCUUCCAGUUAUCCGAAGAAGCGAGCCGGAAGAAAGAAAUUCCAGGAGACUCGACACCCGGUGUUCAGAGGAGUCCGUCGGAGGGACUCCGGGAAGUGGGUUUGUGAAGUGAGGGAGCCUAAUAAGAAGUCGAGGAUUUGGCUGGGGACUUUUCCCACAGCAGAAAUGGCGGCGCGUGCACACGACGUGGCGGCGAUUACUCUGAGAGGAAGAUCAGCUUGUCUGAACUUCGCGGACUCUGCUUGGAGGCUUACGAAGCCGACUUCUAGUGAUCCAAAGGAUAUCCAGAAGGCGGCAGCAGAGGCGGCGGAGGCUUUUCGACAGGCUGAGCAUUCGGAUGGGAACUCUGGAGAUGAUGCGAAGAGAGCUGAAAACACGGAGGUGGGUAAAAUGGCAGUGUCAGAAAAUGGGUUUUAUUUGGACGAGGAGGCGAUUUUCGGGACGGAAAGGUUUUUUGCGAACAUGGCGGCGGGCAUGUUGAUGUCACCUCCUCGUUGUGGAUAUAAUUGGGAUGAACAAGAAUUUGAUGGCGCCGAUGGUUAUGUACCUCUUUGGAGUCAUUCAAUUUAAAUUACCUCAAUAGACAUUUCAAGUACACACAGGAUAAAGUGAGGCUUCUAGUUGGCGAAUACCUUUUUUAUCCGUACUUUUGGUUUUUUUCUAGUACGGAUGUUGUUAGAAGGGAAAAGGAUUGAUUUUGUGGAUGAGAGUCAAAAUCUAAACGAAAACAAGAAGAGUCAAAGCUAAUUGUCGGGUAAAAUUUGACAUGAAGUUAGAUAUU
Molecule: messenger RNA, 1125 nt
Organism: Durio zibethinus
Lineage: Eukaryota; Viridiplantae; Streptophyta; Magnoliopsida; Malvales; Malvaceae
Source: RefSeq, a predicted model, not a curated record